UAAACUAUUACAUAUACGUAUAUUACCGAAACAAAAUUCUCUAGAUACAUUAUUGUGGUCAUGAGCCUUCUCAAGCUAAGCUUCGACUAACUCGAGCUCAAAUUAUUUACAAAACAAAUCCAUAAUUUGAGCUCAAACUCGUUUAAAAACUUUAACGAACCGAGCUCGAACAAACUCUUACCAAGCCGAGCCUUGAGCAACUCAUGAGCAGCUUGGUUCACUUGCAAUCCCACUUACCUAUAAGUAUUUCCGAACUGAUCACAGUAAAAGUGCAAUCCAAUCAUACUGCGGGGAUAUUUUUGUUAAUCAUCUUCCAAACUGAUCACAUAGGCCCCUCCAAUAUGGAAACUGCAUUCAAUUACAAUACCCUGCAAGGAACCUGAACCACAAUAAGAGAAAUGAUUAUUGUAAUAACUCGCACCAACAAUCCUUUAAUAAUAUCUCAUGAUUCUCUCUCUCUCUACAAAGAAAAAGAACAUACGAGUGGAGUACAAAAUUAAAAAGGGAAGUAUUGAAAAUUGAACCACUGAAACUUGAAGGUAAACCAAAAAUAGAGACAUGGGUCAGUGGUCGGCCUCUAAAAAAACUCCCAAUAAUGUUCUCAAUAUUAUAUUUGAAAGCAUUCAAGGAAUUUCCUGAUUCUUUUAGACAUCUUCCAACAUUUAUUAUACAUCUUUCAAGAACUUGGUACCACCAGUACUUUUAAAGGAUGCUCGUCCUCCUCCCCAUUUCACUAACAUAAGCUCCCAACAACCAUAAGCAACAGAGAGAGAGAGAGAGGUCUGAAAUGGCAGUAGACCUCAACUCGUAUGAUCACACAGAUGAAGAAUACAUAGACAUGGAAGUCAGCUCAAACUCCAACUUCUUUUCCCACCCCACGAAUUCCCCUCCACACGCCAGAGAAUUCGAGUUCCAAAUGUUUUCCAGCUCUUCAGAGAGAGAAACCACUACUUCCCCCGCCGACGAACUCUUCUACAAAGGAAAACUCCUCCCCCUUCACCUCCCACCGCGCUUACAAAUGGUCGAAAAACUUCUCCAAAAUUCCAACUCGUACAAUCACAAUACAACCGAUAGCUUCGAAGAGUAUUUCACCACUCCAUUGACAACCAGCACAACCUAUACCACUCCUACAGCCAACACCCCAUUUCAAUCGUGCAAUAUCUCUCCCUCUGAAUCAUUCCACAUGAGUCAAGAACUAAACCCAAAUAAGUAUUUCUCAGAGUUCUCAACUGAAGAAAGCAGUUCCAUCAAUGAAGUUCCCAAAAAGUCCUGGACCAGAAAGCUUAAGCUAAUCAAACAGUCUCUCAAGUCUUUUUUCAAAAAGUCCAGUUGCUCAGAGGAAGGGAUUGUUCCAAGGGCCAAAGAGUAUCAGAAGAUUCAGAACAAAAAUACGAAGUCAGAAAGAAAGCCUCCAUUCGGGCAAAUUCAGAGAGAGAAAUACCACAACAGUAAUACCAUCUCAAGGAGCUUCAACAAGGAAAAGAUUGCACCAGAUAGUGGUGGUGCGCGACACAGGAGAUCGUUUUCUGGGGCAAUCAAACGGCUUUCAACGACUAAGUGCUAUUCAUCUUCAUCAUCAACUUCAUCUUCUUCAAGUUUGGGAAAUUCAAAUGGGUCCCAUGAGUCGAGAUUUCUCAAGAGAAGCAGCAGCGUGAGUUCAGAUAUGGAGAACUCGAUUCAAGGCGCGAUUGCUCAUUGCAAAAGGUCGCAGGAGGAAUUACAUUCGAGAAAGACAGUGAGCGAAGUUCCUUUCUACUCGUUGUCGGCUUCCAGAGUUGUUUAUGAGCAUCAAGAAAGGCCUGGACCCUGUAAAGAUUGAUGAAUGCAAGAAACCAAAGAGGGAGAAAUAAACAAGGACAAGAGUACAAAUUUUGACUCCGUUAUAUAUGUGCUCCUUUUUCCUUUCAUAGUUUUGCGGAAUGAGUGUAAUUUGACUAAGGGUCGUUAUGUACUAUAUUAGACAGGACAACCUUGUAAUAUUUAGGAAAUGCAGAAUAGAAGGUCCUGUUUGGUAUAUAGAGUUUUAUGUACACUAUCAAGCUUUUUAUCACAAGGAAUUUUAGAAUUCCAUGUCAGGAAGAACUCAACAAUAAUUGUUGAAUUAUGUUCUAUAUUUUCAUGUUGCCUAAAUGUUUUAAAGAUUUGAUAAUGACAAUUUACUGUUCCAUCAGUUCAAAAGGGACCACAAUAGCACAUUUUCUGAACAAACUAGACUCGACAAAUUUAGCAGAAGCUCCAAGUCUCAGUAUUGGACGAACAUACGGCUACUAUAUUUACCAUGGAUAAUAAAAGGAACAGCACUUUUGAAAGAGAGGGAAAGCACUAGGGAGAAAACGAAAGAACAAAAACUUAGUAUCAUUUGUUUUUCCAAAUCAUGCAAAUCAUAUCAAAGAAAUUUGCAAUCAAUGUCCACCUUUCAGGUGCACUGCAAAAUUGGUGCAAUGAGGAGGAUUACCCUGCCUACCCUGAGAUAGACUCCAUUUCGAGUGCAAUAACUACUCUACAGUUCCAAUUUAGACUAACAAUGUAUAGAGUCCAACAGUAAAAGAGUAAGACAACAGUAAUCAUCUCAUAGUUUGUGCCGGAGGAAAAAUUCACAUCAACUAACCCAAGCAGUUAUCGCAGGCUAUCCUGAGAGAGUUUUUCUUCAUAUAUUCUUCCAUAAACAUUUCAGACACUGGAUGUGGUGGGGAACUUAUAUCCUUUUCUUCCCCUUUCUUUUCCAAAGCUUUUUCUAAGCCACUGAACCGGAACAGCCAUUUUAUAUUUCAUUUAUUUAUGCUAUAUGCAUGGUAAUUAGUCUACGCUUCUCUUCAAAAUUAAGGAUCCUUCCACCUUCUUACAAUAUUAUGCUGUUGCAAAACCAAAGAUUGUGCCCUCAUAAGUCCCACUUUUUUAUCUUUUCUAUCUGAUAGAACAAGGGUAUCAAAAACCACAUGCUCAUUUUCCCACCAUCACAAACGAAGGACAACAUCAGUUGCUAAUCAAGCAGUCGCAUUCAAAAGAUAGUAAUACUAUGAGCUGACAUGUUUAGCACGUAACAGCUGAAUCAUAAAGUAAUUUGAAAGUACCACAAUUUAGGUGAAGAUCAAUAUGACAAUGUACCUUAUAAUCAAAGAUAAAUAAGAGGAAUAAUCAUGACUGUGAUUCCAAUAACCUACCUGCUUCCCCUUAAGGACAAUUGAGAAACAUCUGAAAGCACUAAAACAUUAUUAUAAACUCAAUUUAAAGGGUAAUGAUUUCCAAAUGGGCAAUUAAGGAAGAGGAAAUCUACAAAUGCAGACAAAAAGCCUUUCAGAUGGCUCUUUUUCACCUUUUUUUAUUUCAAGUAGGUGCAGCAAACCUUAAACUAAGUUAACAUGUCAGCCAGAUCUUUGACAAGAUUAGAGCCAACAAAAAGCAGUAAUUAGACUAAUUGGAUGAUGCUGAGCACUAGGGGCACUGAUAAGCAUGUAACAAGAGACUCUUUCCCCCACCCAUUCUCCAUGUAUUUCUAAAGAAUGGAAGAAGGAAAAGGCAGGGUUCACACAUCAGAAGAAUAAGUUUAUUAUCUAUUAUGUUAUCAUGUCAGCCUGUCUGUCUGUCGCUUGAAUAUCCUAGAAGCCAAGAAUAAAAUAGCAAAAGGGCACACUAACUGUGAACGGGUGAGACAUUAAUGGAGUAAACUAUGCAUUUUGAAGUACUUCAAGUCAAUCUAUAAGCCAAUAAGCGUAUCUCACUUUUUAGUUCAACUGGAGCAUGUUAAGCUAGUGAUCAGUACAUACAAGGAGUAUCAAUUUUGGCAAAAAGUUAAGAGCAUUGGCAUAAUCAUAUAAGGAAAAAUAACAGUUGACAUUUGUUUUUUAACACAAAGACAGCAUAAUCUGCUGCUGUCCUUCGGAUGAACAAAUUCUCACGGAGAAUUAUAAGAAGGUAGGUAGCUAGCAUACAUAAACUUUUAGAUUCCGAAGAGAGCACAGAAAUCUUUCCAGUUGAUUUCAUCUGGUGCACCAUCCAUGGGAGCUCCGUACUAAAUUUUGUACAUCUUUUUCAAUUAACAUGAUCAUAUGGUUCGGGUUGCAAUAAUAAGGUUUGAUGUAAAUGAGCCUCGCACACUGCACAAGCAAGGAAGAGGGAAAAAGUGCAAGGGCUGACCAGUAUUCGUUGUUGUCCAUGACAAUCCACUCCAGAUUAAAUACUGGAAGAUUUUGACUUGCAUGAAACGGCAGAACGUGAACUACUAUCAUGGAGUACAGUAGACAAUGACAUUUGCUAUGUUCCACAUUCAUUACCAAGAUACCAUAAAACUACACAUGAAUAUUACAACAGUUCUAGAGUUCCUAUGAAAUAUAAGUUGCAUAACAAGGGCAAAAAGAUAGAUGACAUAAGCAUAGCAUCCUUCUCUUGCAGAUAUCUUUUGCAACAAAAGCACAGAUAUCUUUUCCUUCUCCUUUUAUAUGUUUAUAUGUUAUAAGUGGAAACAUAACUUAAGUUCUGAAAGUUUCGUUGCCCUAAAGAUCUCCAUAUUGGAACUGUCAACAAAAGUAAGAUGUAUCAGUUCACUGGAAAGCGAAAUUAAAUGAGGCCCGAUCGAGGACCAACAAAGCUGUAAAGCAUGGAUAAGAGUUGCAGGCGCAAUAUUGUGUAGGAUUGAAGAUUUGGUCGACGCCACGGUCAUUUCCAGGUAGAUCUUCUAGAUAUAUUUCAAGAUAGACUCUUCCAUUAUCCAGAUUAUGCAGUAAUGACUUACCAACCAGGAUUGACCUAGUUUACGCCCCCCAAAAAAAAAACCUUAGGAUUGAGCAUUUUAGGUGUAGAGACUUAACAUUCACUACAGUUUUUCUCCUUUGUAAGGGGAAUGAGACUUCUUACAUUUCCAUACUUGAUUCUAAUCACACACAUACAUCCAUCACAUAGUAACUAACAAACAAGCAGACAGAGAAUUAAAUAACGUGGAACUGAGAAAAGAAACCAUUUAUAGCAAUGAAUCCAGAAACUUUAGUGGUUCAUAUGUGGUCUAGAAGAUAUCCAACUCUCCAUCUCAACUCAACUUGGUAUUGACUAUUAACAAGUCUGCAAAAUGAGGUAAGUUGACAGGAAGUUUCAAAAUUCAGGUGAGGAAUUUCUUCCUUGAUAAGAUAGCAGUAUCAAAUCCUCAAUACUCCUGUCUUUGAUCACCUACAAAAGGAUGAAAAGAUCACAUAAAGAUUUAUGCAGAAGAUAUGUAGGUACACUUAACCUGGCAGUACAUGUCACAGUAGAUUAAACACAUCAGAGGUGAUAAAGGCAUGUCUGCCAGUGGAUUAAACUUCACUUGUGGGUGCAACAGCGAGGGACCUAUCCAGUCAAUCAGAAACUCAUUUGACAAGGAAGUUAGUUUCCUCAUUUAGGUUGCCUAUUUUCAACCAUGCUAUUCGUUACCCAGAUCCAAAUCCUGCUCAAUCAAACAGAAAGAAGAAAAAGAGAGAGCCAUUUUAGAGUGACCCUAAAUUCAAACAAAGUAACAAAAGCGACACAGUAUAAACCAUC
Molecule: messenger RNA, 5508 nt
Organism: Rhododendron vialii
Lineage: Eukaryota; Viridiplantae; Streptophyta; Magnoliopsida; Ericales; Ericaceae
Product: probable membrane-associated kinase regulator 4
Exons: 1
Coding region: 788-1819 (343 amino acids)
Cellular component (GO): plasma membrane
Molecular function (GO): kinase inhibitor activity
Source: RefSeq, a predicted model, not a curated record